AUGGCAGAAGCACUAGCAGCAGAUAUCAAAAAUAAUAUCUUGACAUGCAACAUCUGUCUGGAAGAGUAUGAAGACCCCCGUGUGUUGCCUUGCUACCAUACAUUUUGCUAUGGUUGUAUAUCUGACCAUGCUACGCACACCCUGACUCCAAAUAGAACAUUUCUGUGUCCAAUUUGUAGAGAAGAGAUCCAGUUUCCAGCUGGUGGACUUAAUCAACUGAAGAAGAAUUUUGUCUUCAGCAAGGCCAAGGAUAUCAUAACCAAGCAGCAAGAGAGUCAGAAAUUAGAAGAGGAACAGACCAAUGUAGCAGCAGUGGCACAGGGCACUGCACAGAUGACCAACAGUUGUGAGAAACAUCCUAAUAAAAAAUUCAAAUAUUAUUGUGAAGAUGACGAUACUGUUAUAUGUAGCAGGUGUAUAGCAACAGAACAUAGUGGGCAUCGUAUUUCAUCAGUUGAACAAGUUGCAAAAAUCAACAGAGAUAAAAUUAAAGUUGCUCUUGUAAAAACCAUGAAAACAUUAAACAGGUUUAAAGAGGCAGUGGCUAAGGGAAUAAUCACAGAAUCAAGCAACUCUCAAAUCACAGCAGCCACUAUCAAGGCAAACAAGGAAAACCUUGAAUUCCACCAUGCUUCCUUGCACAGUGCCUGUGACUUUGCCCAGGAACUUAUCACUAAUGGCACUGACUCUGAUAUCAUGGUUCAUGCAAAAUCUCUGAUAGAAAGACUGGCAGAGAUGGAGAAAACACCUGUCCCAACUCCAGACACACCAGCACAGAUAUCUUACAUACCAGGUAAUAGUACAGUACAGUCACAACCUCUAUUAGCUGAGCAGGGAACAAAUUUUAACUCAGCAUUCUACCCUUCAGUUUUCUUAAAGAAGGCAGAAUGUGUGCAUUCCUUCAAUUCUGUGCUGAAAGAUGAGUGUAAAAACGCAUUGUUUCAACUAAAUGGGUUGGCCAUAGAUGAGGAGCAAGUCUAUGUAGUGGACCAAAGCAGAAAUAAAGUAAAAAUAUUCACACAUGCUGGAGAGUUUAAAUUUGAUACUAAAGUUCAAUGUCCAUAUGAUGUGGCUGUAUCACAGACUGUCCUGUUUAUAACAUCCUUAGGUGACAGACAGGAGCAGACACUGUGUACAUGUGCUGUCACCUACAGGUGA
This is a messenger RNA of Lingula anatina, 1158 nucleotides long. Its product is annotated as tripartite motif-containing protein 2-like. NCBI's taxonomy places the organism in Eukaryota, Metazoa, Brachiopoda, Lingulata, Lingulida, Lingulidae. The record is from RefSeq and is a predicted model, not a curated record.